Messenger RNA from Rhodotorula toruloides NP11, 2793 nucleotides. RefSeq names its product diphenol oxidase. NCBI's taxonomy places the organism in Eukaryota, Fungi, Basidiomycota, Microbotryomycetes, Sporidiobolales, Sporidiobolaceae. The record is from RefSeq and is a predicted model, not a curated record. The transcript has 20 exons. Gene Ontology annotation, molecular function: copper ion binding; oxidoreductase activity. Bases 1 to 2793 code for a protein of 930 amino acids.
AUGCGUCGCACAGCAGCCCUUGCGCCCAUCUCGCAGCCGAGGCGCUGCGCUGGAGAAGCGCACCUGUUCUCUCUUCCUCCACGACGAGUUCGACCGACCCUACGAGACCCGCAAACACUACCCGCUAUCCCUACACGACCCGCAAAUACUCCGCGCUUCGCCGAUCCGCACGUUCCUCCACGCUCGCCGCCUCACCCCGACCCGCAUAGCGACCUCGCGCUUCUCGUCGUCAACCGGAGGAGCCAGGAUAUGCUCAGCAGGGUCGGUCUCAAGGCGCUGGGCGCUGCCGGUGUCUCUAUCGUCCUCGCCAUCGCGCUGAGCGCACCUCAAGUCUCGGCUCGCGACCUCAACAAGUGCCCGCUCGGAUACGCCUCGUGCAGCGGCAUCAAGGACGUCUCUCCGGUCUGCUGUCCGGAAGGUUGCUCGUGCGCGAGGGCGGAGGAAGGUUACGCCUACUGCCUCAGCCAGAACGGCGGGACCUCGAGGGAGUCGCCAUGCUGCGUCGCCGAUACCUACUGCGCGCAGGUCCAGCCGAGCUGGCCAAUCUGCGACCGCUCGCCUCUGCGCAGCGAAGGUCCUCCUCGCCGUCCGACGUCGUCUGUCGCCGCCCAGCCCGCCGCCUCGAACCGCAACCGUGUCGCCAAGUUUCCCUUGACCGGCACUGAGAUCAACUUUCCUCCCGCCUUCGGUUCCGCCGGUUCGACCUCGACAAACGGCGACGAUUCGAGCGACUGGUUCGACGAUGACGACGACAGCACCGGAAACGCUGCCAAGGCGUCGCCGGGCCGCAACGCCCAGAGUCCCGCUUCAGUUGGAUCGACUGGUCGCAACGGCGCCGACUACGCCUCCAGCGCGCCCUCCUCGCCCGGUUCGACGUCGCCUUCCAUGUCCUCCGACUACAGCAGCCGUCGCCCGUCCGGCCCGCCCAUGAUCAGCAAGCUCGAUGAGCUGCGCCUCUCGCCCGACUGGGACGUUCACGCUGCGCCGCAAACGAGGGAGUACUGGUGGACCAUCGCCGAGCACCCGGGAGCGCCGGAUGGAUACUUGCGUCCCAUGCUUCUCGUCAACGGACAGUUCCCCGGACCGCUCAUCGAGGCGAACAACGGCGACUUGAUCGUCGUCCACGUUCAGAACUCGCUCGACCAGCCAAUCACGAUCCACUGGCAUGGACUCACGCAGAACGGCACGAACUGGGAGGACGGUCCGUCGGGCGUCACGCAGUGCCCGAUCGGAAGCGGACAAUCGUACACGUACCAGUUUCCGAUCACGGGCGAGCUCGAGUACGGGACCUUCUGGUGGCACGCCCAUCGCCGCGCCCUCUACAGCGAUGGCAUCACCGGUCCGCUCAUCAUUCAUUCCUCCCUCGACCCGCUCGUGCGCGGCCGCGACUUUGACAUCGACCAGAUCAUCUUCAUCAACGACUGGUACCACGACACGACCGACACGAUCGUAAACUCGCUGCUGUCGUCGCAAGGCUACAAUUCGAGCUUCGUUGCGCCUUCGCCCCAGUCCGGCCUCGUCAACGGCGUCGCGAUCUACAACUGCCAGUUUGCCGACCGCGGCUCGACUUGCGAGCAGCGGACGCAGCGCGACAUGCCUGAACUCCGCUUCCCGCCCGACGCUCGAGUCCGCCUCCGCUUCAUCAACGCCGGCGCGCACCCCGUCAACUGGGUUUCGGUCGACGAGCACGAGCUGUACAUCGUCGAGGCCGACAACACGCCGACGCUACCCGUUGCAGUCCAUCGCAUUCCUGUCAACGUCGCGCAGAGAUACUCGGGCGUCCUCCUCACCUCCGGCCACCGCAUCGGCGACUCGUUCUACCUCCGCGCGCAAAUCAAUACGGCUUGCUUCGGCGCUGGCUUUCCCGACCUUGACCCGCAGACUCGCAUCGUCAUCCGCAUCGCUGAUGAGGGUCACCGACUCGCAAGGACGCUGCCGAGGAGCCGCGACUGGAACGACCCGACGACUGGCAACUGCACUGACCUCGACGAGAGGCUGCUCGAGCCAAUCGUCGUCCAGCACGCUCCGCCUCAAGCCGACCAGAUCUCGUUCUUCAACUCGUCGCGAAUCGGACCUCUCACGACGACCGAUGAAGCGGGACUCAGCGACGGCAUAAGCUUCCUCGAAUGGACGCUCAACAAUAUCACCUACGAGAACUUUGCCUACAACCCGCUCCUCCACCAGAUCGUCCGCGGCGAGGAUCCGAACACCGGUCGCAUCGCCUUGAUCACAGCUUGGAACGUCGAGACCGUCGACAUCGUCAUCCAGAAUCUGAACGGACCGGAGCAUCCCUUCCACCUUCACGGCAAACCGUUCUGGAUUAUGGCGCGCGGUCAAGGAAGCGUCGGGCCCGAGACGAUCGCUUCUCUCGACCUGAACACCUACAACCCUCUCCGUCGCGACACGCUCGGUCUGCCUUCGGGCCAAUGGGUGCUCAUCAGGCUCGUCGCCGACGUUCCGGGCGUGCACGCCUUCCACUGUCACAUCGUCUUCCACCAAGCGCAAGGUCUCUUCGGCGCUUUGGUCAUCCAGCCCGACGUGAUCCGCAACUUCAAGAUCCCGGAGGCGAACUACCAGCUCUGCGCGCAGGGCAACCCGAACAUGAUCGACCCGGGUCGCCGUCGUCGUCUACGCAAGCGUCUCUUUGACCUGCCGCACCUCGACCUCCUGCACCACCACAGCAAGACGUCGACGACUACGUCUCCUCAACCGACGCACACUGUGAUCCACGCACAGCAGCACGACGAGAAGACGGCUUCGCAGUCGACUAUGACCCGCUCCGUCCUUGGCUAA